AUCUAGAUAAUUUAUCUCAUCUGAUAGAUCAAUGCAUUUAAUAUAAAUAGCUAACAAAAAGAUUAUCGUUUUUAUUUAAACUAAGUAAGUUAUCAUAAUGAAACUGUUUAUAACGUUUUGUUUAGUAGCAAUAUUUUGCACUGCUCCUACCUUUGGUUCAGGAAAAAAUAUCGUAUGCUAUUUCUCGAGCUGGACAGUUUAUAGACACGGAGGAGACGGAGCUGGAUCUUUCGACGUACGUAACAUAGACCCAUCGUUAUGUACCCAUAUCAAUUUUGCUUUCAUUGGUCUUAACACGGAUGCCUCCAUUCACAUUUUAGAUCCGUGGGAAUCCAAUGAUGCCGGAGGUCCUGAGGGUUUUAAAAAUCUGGUAGCUCUAAAAGAAUCAAAUCCAAAUCUUAAAAUAAUUGUAAGUAUGGGUGGCUGGAACGAAGGAUCCGAGGUAUACUCAGAAGUAGCUGCAAAUGCAAUGUUGAGAAAAAUUUUGGCCAACAACGUUGCAUAUUUUCUAAAAGAGUGGAACUUUGAUGGAUUUGAUCUAGAUUGGGAAUAUCCUGGAUUGAGAGGAGGAGAAACAACUAUUGACAAAGACGAUUUUACGGCACUUCUGAAAGAACUUAGCAAUGUUUUAAAGCCUAAGGGAUACUUAUUAAGUGCAGCAGUAGCGGGAGCACAUGAGAAAAUUAAUGAAGCUUACGACAUUCCAGCGAUUACAAAGUUACUAGAUAUGCUCAAUGUUAUGGUUUUUGAUUACCAUGGUGCUUUUGACGAUUAUGUAGGACAUGUCUCACCACUUUAUCCCUCUAAAGUUGAUUACGAUUAUUAUGAUAAUAGCACAUACAAUGCAGAUGCAGGAAUUCAAUAUUGGCUGAAUGGUGGUGCAGACCCUGCAAAAAUAAACAUGGGUGUUGUCUUGUAUGGAAGAUCCUUUACUUUGGCUGAUAAAAAUAAUACCGCCCUUUAUGCUCCUGUCCUAGGUGGCGGUGAAGAGGGACCUUAUACACAACAAUCAGGAUAUUUGGGAUAUAAUGAAAUCUGCAAAUACUAUACAGACUCAACUUAUGUAUGGGAUGAAGAACAGAGAGUUCCUCACAGAUAUUGGGAUGACCAAUGGGUAGGAUUUGAAGAUGAGAAGUCUUUAACCGAAAAAGUAAACUAUGCUCUUGAAAAUAACUUAGGAGGUAUGAUGGUGUGGUCACUUGAUUAUGACGAUUUUAGAGGAGCAUGUGGAGAAGCAUAUCCAUUAUUAAAAACUGUAAAUAAAAUAAAUGGUUAGUGUAGUUUUUAUUAUUUAAAAUCUAGUAACAUUUGUUUUGUAUAUUGUUUAAAAUCUAGUAAUUUAUUAUUACAUAUACAUAAUUCCCUUAAUUAACAUUAAAAAGUGAAAAUGUUUAA
Molecule: messenger RNA, 1395 nt
Organism: Diabrotica virgifera virgifera (western corn rootworm)
Lineage: Eukaryota; Metazoa; Arthropoda; Insecta; Coleoptera; Chrysomelidae
Product: chitotriosidase-1
Exons: 7
Coding region: 98-1276 (392 amino acids)
Biological process (GO): carbohydrate metabolic process; chitin catabolic process
Cellular component (GO): extracellular region
Molecular function (GO): chitin binding; chitinase activity
Source: RefSeq, a predicted model, not a curated record